Molecule: messenger RNA, 1323 nt
Organism: Chara braunii
Lineage: Eukaryota; Viridiplantae; Streptophyta; Charophyceae; Charales; Characeae
Source: the annotation of a GenBank genome assembly
ACCUGUUUCAUUCCCUUACAUAGCCGUUGUCAGCGUCAUCAGCUGUCCGCCAUAGCCGUCUGUUAGACGUUGUCAGCGUCAUCAGCUGUCCGCCAUAGCCGUUUGUUAGCCGUUGUCAGCGUCAUCAGCUGUCCGCCAUAGCCGUCUGUUCCUUUGUUGAGAUGACUUCCGCUGGUCUUACAUCAUCGGUCUCCGUGGCUGUGGUUGCUGCAGCGGCCAUGGCUGCGCCGGUGGCCGUUCUGCCACACGUGGCGUGCCGUCGUCCCGUCGUGAUCAACGACCGGUCGCUGACGAAGCCGACCACUUGUCGGGCGACUCGAUCUCCCCAGUCCCGCCCUUCUCUGGUCACGACAAGUCGCAGCGCUUCGCGGCGAGCUUUCCUCCGCAUUCUCUCGUUGUCGUUGAUAGACCUAUCUGAGAUGAUGGAGUUGGUGUCUACCGCCGACCGCUGGUGGAGAACUGGGAGAGGGAGGGAAUGCGGGUUCAACUUGCCCGCUGAUUGUCGUCGGAAGCGCUCUGCUCUCCGUACUCGAUCUGCAGUUUCAACGGGCGGCGGGAUGGAUAGCAAUUAUGCUGAAUCGGACGAUCACAACGGACCGCCGGUCGCUGACGGCAACGGAUCGGCGGUCGCUGACGACAACGGACCGGCGGUCGCUGCCGUAGGCGAAGCGGUUAAAGCGCCGCGGCUGGCGGAUUCCUUUGGCUGGAUGACGGAGAUGAGAGCCACGUCGCCGGUGCCAGCUGGUCCGAGGAUGACCUUAGUCUUCGUUGGCGCGGAGGCCGCACCGUGGUCAAAGGUGGGCGGCCUGGGCGACGUUAUGGGUGCUCUGCCUCCCGCUCUAGCUGUAACCUUGGGGGGAGUCGUGGAAACGGUGCGCUUCUUCCAUUCGCGCAAGCGAGGUGUCGACCGCGUUUUUGUUGAUCAUCCUCUUUUCCUCGAGAAGGUGUGGGGUAUCACAGGUCAAAAGGUCUAUGGCGAGGCAGUUGGAGUGGAACAUCCAGAGAACCCCUUGCGAUUCGCUCUCUUUUGCCAGGUGAGAAGGUUAAUACGGUGUUGCAGCCGAGCAGCAGCUGCAGCGACGACAGCAGCAAGUGGAGAAGCAACGGAAGCAGCUAUGGCAGCAGCCGUGGCAGCAGUUAUGGGAGCAGGAUGGGAGCAGGGAUGGGAGAAGCAAUUGGAAGCAGGAGCAGGAGGGGGAGGAGAGAAUGCUCGGAGAGUUGGAGUAGAGGAAACCAACGUAGAAGCGUAGAGAAGGCGAGAUGGUUAAGGACGAGCGAGAUGAACGACAGAGAGGGGACAAGGGGGCAAUGGCAAGGACAUUG